AUGUCCUCUGUGACCGAUGCGCUGCUGCAGCUGCGGGCCAAGGCCCAGCUGAGCGCCAGCAACCUUCGUGAGCGAAAGGCCCAGGCCCUGGCGCAGCUCCUGGCGCAGCAACACGCUGCAGAGCAAAACGCUGGCCACACUCCCAGCGGGCCGAGGAGGAAGAGCGACGGUGUGGAGGAUGAGCAGCAGGGCAUAGUGUCUGCUGAGAUGUCGGUCGGCGGAGGGGCACUGCUGCGCGUCACCCUGCUGGCCGCAGGCUACGUGAUCGGCCCCGCGGGCGCCUCUGUGAGGGAUGUCUCCCGCACGACCGGCGCCGACAUCAGGUCGUGGAGCGAGUCGUUCCAGGACGCCAGCGCUGGCCCCGCCGCCGCCUCGCGCCGCGUGCGCACCAUUGUGAUCGAGGGCAAGCGCCGCUGCGUGGUGCACGCGCUGCGCAUCAUCGCCGCCGCCGUGGACAGGUAUGUCGACCUGACAGGCGGCUCCUACUGUGGCCAGGCGGUGGACCGGGCGCACGUGAUAGACGGCUGCACUUUCUUCUACAGCCCGCCGCCCCGGGCUGCGGUGCCCUUUGCCGCCGCGCUGCGCAGCCACGACAGCGUGGCCAGCCCCGCCGCCCUCAAAAGCCCUAGCUUCCCAGGCAGCCCCGCUGCCGCCGCCGACAAGGAGAACGCCACGGGCGGCGGCGGGAGCGCCGGCGCCCCGACGCACGCCGCGCUGGCGCCGCGCGUGCUGCUCUCGCCGCCCUUCUCGCCCUCGCGCCACCAGACGCACCGCGUGCCGCCGCUCAGCGCGCUGCCGGCCACGCCCGCAGCGGCAGGCGCCGCCACCGGCGCGCACACCCUGCAGACUGCGCUGCGCACGGCAUCUGGCGCUGCUGUGGGAGCAAUGCCUUCUGCCAGCGAGGCGAUGGAUGUGGACCAUGAGGAGGAGCAGGAGCAGGAGGAGGCGCCCACCCCUGGGUACCGCACGUACAGCCUGUUUGGGGGCAGCGGCCUGGGCCCAGGCGGCUCGGUGCUGCAGCGGGAGCCCUUUGGCGGCGUCUCCUCCCUGUUUGCCAGCGCCUUUGAGGCCUCCCCCACCCCCUCCAUCUCCGCCGCGGGCGCCGACUCGCUCUUCACCUCCCGCGGCCUGCCGCCGCUCGGCGCCGGCGCUGCGGGCGGCGACGUCGGCGCCAUCGGCGCCGGCGCAGCCCUGCCGUCCACCGACCCGCCGGCCUAUUCCUUCCUGGAUGCGCCCUCGUCCGCGGGCCCGGGCGCCGGCUCCCUGCUGCGCACGCCCAGCAUAGGCGACGACUCCCUGCUGGCAGCCACAGGCUUCCCCUCUUACUCCUCCUUUGCCAACCGGGCCUCUGAAUUCCAGUCACACGUAUGGGAUGCCCCCGCACCGCCGCCACCGUCCUCCGCCCUGGCGGCGGGGCCACUGGCGCAGCUGCCGCUGGGCGCCGCCGUGCAGGGGUGGUGCCAGCAGGGGUCCCUCUUUGGUCCCUUCUGA
Molecule: messenger RNA, 1491 nt
Organism: Chlorella variabilis
Lineage: Eukaryota; Viridiplantae; Chlorophyta; Trebouxiophyceae; Chlorellales; Chlorellaceae
Exons: 8
Coding region: 1-1491 (496 amino acids)
Molecular function (GO): RNA binding
Source: RefSeq, a predicted model, not a curated record